AUGCAGAUUGAUUGGUUUGAUAAUCUUAUCACAUCUUAUCACAAUAGUGAAAGUUUGCUUUUUUAUAUAAUCGCUUUCAGACAAGUGGUGGAGAAAUUGAGACUGGGGGAACAGAUUGUUCCAGAAUCAUUUGAUAGCGUCUCCAUUUUCUUCUCAGAUAUUGUGUCCUUCACGGAAUUCUCAUCGAAAUGCACUCCUAUGCAGGUCGUCAAUUUUCUCAACGACAUUUACACCAUCUUUGAUAGCACAAUCGACGAGAGAGAUGUUUACAAGGUUGAGACAGUUGGCGAUGCAUAUCUUUGCGUCUCUGGUUUGCCUCGUCGGAAUGGUUCAGAACAUAUUAAAGAGAUAUGUUUGAUGUCACUUAGUCUGCUGAAAGAUUUGAGAGACUUCCGCGUUUCACACAUGCCAUCGUAUAGGGUCAUGAUCCGCAUUGGUGUUCACACAGGUAAUGCAUACGAACCCAUUUUAUUCAGAGCUUAACC
Messenger RNA from Strongylus vulgaris, 485 nucleotides. Lineage: Eukaryota; Metazoa; Nematoda; Chromadorea; Rhabditida; Strongylidae. The record is from the annotation of a GenBank genome assembly.